This is a messenger RNA of Penicilliopsis zonata CBS 506.65, 762 nucleotides long. RefSeq lists its product as hypothetical. The transcript is spliced from 4 exons. The record is from RefSeq and is a predicted model, not a curated record. Gene Ontology annotation, molecular function: sedoheptulose-bisphosphatase activity. Lineage: Eukaryota; Fungi; Ascomycota; Eurotiomycetes; Eurotiales; Aspergillaceae. The coding region runs from base 1 to 762 and encodes 253 amino acids. Gene Ontology annotation, biological process: ribose phosphate biosynthetic process.
AUGUCUUCACGAGUGUUUCUGAUUGCCAACGGCGAGACCGACUGGACCGACGAGGGAAAACACGAAAGCGUGACGGAGCGAGGGCUGCUGCCACGCGGGAUCGAGCGGGUUGGGGAGCUGCGAGAGGCGUCUGUGGGAGUCGGCAAGCUGAUUGACCCGCGGAAGAUCUUGAAGAUCUACUGUUCUCCCCGCGAACGGGCCCGGCGAACGGUAGAAAUCCUGCAUUUAGGCGUGCACAGCUCGCAGACGUUCCACGAGCGCGAGAGCGACACCCAAACGGUUACCCCCUCGCUGUUUGCACGGGAGCUGGACGGAAACAUGAUCGAGGUGACGCCCGCGCUGGAGGAAUGGAAGUACGGCGAAUAUGAAGGGUUGACUGUGCGGGCUGUGCAGGAGGAGCGUCACGCGAGAGGGGAGGAGGCGUGGAAUAUUUGGAGAGAUGGAUGUCCGGGGGGGGAGUCUCCUUCUGAUGUUACUGCUCGGCUCGACAAGCUGAUUGACGAGAUCAAGGCGCAUAUAGAUGAUACGGUGGUGAAAUGGCCAACGGGUCAACGGGGGACACACCGGCGUGACCAGCCGAGGGAUGUUGUCUGCGUGGCGCAUGGGCAUGUCCUGGCCUCGUUGGCGUUACGGUGGGCAGGUCAGCCUUUGGAGAAUGGGAUGCGGUUGAUUGUUCAGCCUGGGGGAGUUGUUGUUCUGGGGUAUGAGCAUGAGAAUCUGGAUGAACCGGCUAUUAUAUUAGGUCGUCAGGCGGGAAAUUAA